Molecule: messenger RNA, 972 nt
Organism: Penicillium egyptiacum
Lineage: Eukaryota; Fungi; Ascomycota; Eurotiomycetes; Eurotiales; Aspergillaceae
Source: the annotation of a GenBank genome assembly
AUGGAUAAACAAACCCAGACCAGGCGUCGCGAUGAAGUCAAGCGACUCUACAAGCUACUCAAGAGCUGUGAAUCUUGGUUUCUUUCCCCCGGUGAUCUCCAAGGCCUUGGAAUCCAUAGCCAGCAAGUUGGUAUGACAGGUGACGGCUCUGUACAAUUUGAUCCAUGUUUCUUUCGGCCUUAUCCGGAAAGGGUGCUUCAAAGAUAUCCACUCGAUACGGUGUCGAUGGCUGCGGAUCAUCCUCCACAGACUCUUCAACGGCUCAAUAACCCCCGGGACUUCCAGACUCUGUUACGAGAAGUCCAGAAUGACCCUAAGGUCGAAAAUCCCCUGGAAUCCGCCGGAUCAAGAUGGGAUACAUUGACACUUUUAUAUGGGCCGGAUGCCUGGGAAGAUCAUGCCAGACAAACACGUUGGCAUAUUCAAUCCCAGCAGACGCUUCCUCGGAGAGGGCUUUCCCGGGACUCUACUCUCAGCAAUCUAAGAUCUAUCUACGAACGGAGGACGAAAUGGAAGCAUAGCGCUCCUGAACUAUGUGGACUUAAUAGAAGGAACUAUUGGCGCAUACUAAGUCUCCGAGAAAUUUUCCGGCCAAGCUUUAACCCACAUGCAAUUAUGGAACUUUUAUCCGAUGUUCCCGCAAAUCACGCAGAGAAUUGCCUUACUCUCCAAGAAGUAAGCGCUGUUCUAACCGUGAUGGUUGCUCGAACAUCCGAUCGGCCGUUCCGGGACCACCCGAUCCAUCCAGUCAGUGUCUUAUUGGUUCUUUCAUACACGGGACAGAAACAUGGAAGAAUAAUUCAAGCUUCAUUACAUGGAGAAAGCUUGCUUUUGCAAUAUUCUCAGCUAUGGAGUUUUGCAGAUGACGAAACGGCACCAGUUGAACUUUUCGUUCGUUAUGAUAUGAGUCAGCCAGUUCCGAUAGCCUUGGAAGAGCCGAAUCCUUUCUUGUCGGCCCUGUUACGUCUAUGA